Molecule: messenger RNA, 1150 nt
Organism: Eurytemora carolleeae
Lineage: Eukaryota; Metazoa; Arthropoda; Copepoda; Calanoida; Temoridae
Product: nucleolar and coiled-body phosphoprotein 1
Exons: 3
Coding region: 1-1077 (358 amino acids)
Source: RefSeq, a predicted model, not a curated record
AUGGCUGAAGUAAACGAUUCAACAAUCAAUGCGCUUGUAGCAGCUGCAGUAGCUGCUAAACCAACUCCUGUGAAACCAGCAGCAAAGAAAGCUGAUUCGUCAUCUAGUGAUUCAGAUUCAGAAGAUGAGGCUCCCAAGAAAGCUGCAGUAGCUGCUAAACCAACCCUUGUGAAACCAGCAGCAAAGAAAGCUGAUUCGUCAUCUAGUGAUUCAGAUUCAGAAGAUGAGGCUCCCAAGAAAGCUGCAGUAGCUGUUAAACCAACUCCUGUGAAACCAGCAGCAAAGAAAGCUGAUUCUUCAUCUAGUGAUUCAAAUUCAGAAGAUGAAGCUCCCAAAAAAGCUGCGGUUGCUAAACCUACUCAUGUGAAACCAGCAACAAAGAAAGCUGAUUCUUCAUCAAGUGAUUCAGAUUCAGAGAAUGAAGCUCCUAAAAACACUGCUGUAUCUGUUAAACCCACAGUUGUCAAAACAGCAGAAAAGAAAGUUGAGUCUUCGUCAUCUAGUGAUUCAGAUUCUGACGAAGAAGCUCCUUCCAAACCUGUCGCUGUAGCUAAAACUCCAAUUAACAAACCUAGUAAUAAACGUAAAGCAGAAAGCUCCAGUGAUGAUUCCUCUUCUGAUGAAGAAUCCUCUAAACCUCCUUCUAAAAAAUUCGCAACAUCUACGCCAGCGCCAACAAAAUCCUCGAAACCUGAUUCUUCAGAUUCUUCUUCUUCAUCGGACGAAGAGGCUGAAAAACCCAAGCUUAGUAAAAGCCUCCCUGCCAAGCCAACCCAGGAGAAUUCCGACAGCGGAAUAGAAGAAGAUAAGAAGAAAGCUCUCACCAAUUCGGAACGGAAACCCAAUGCACCAUUCCGUCGUGUUAAAGUUGAAGAAAUUGUAGUUGAUGAGAAAUUUUCUGAUAAUCGAUUUGAAUCCAAGGCAGGCUUUGAUACGUGGGGUGCUAAAGCAAGCCAGGACUUAAUUGUAACAAGAGGAAAAUCUUUUCGUCAUGAGAAAACCAAGAAGAAAAGAGGAUCCUAUAGGGGUGGACCUAUAAAUACUGGAGUUGCAAGCAUCAAGUUUGACAGUGAUUAGAAGACAAUUUAAACAAGCUAAGAUAAGAUGUGUUCAUGAGAAAUUAUAUAUAGAAUAAAUUUUUUUGGUUGUA